Babesia ovata is the source of this 432-nucleotide messenger RNA. Its product is annotated as transcription elongation factor SPT4. Gene Ontology annotation, biological process: mRNA processing; positive regulation of DNA-templated transcription, elongation; regulation of transcription elongation by RNA polymerase II. Gene Ontology annotation, molecular function: zinc ion binding; RNA polymerase II complex binding. Lineage: Eukaryota; Apicomplexa; Aconoidasida; Piroplasmida; Babesiidae. Bases 1 to 432 code for a protein of 143 amino acids. The record is from RefSeq and is a predicted model, not a curated record. The transcript has 4 exons. Gene Ontology annotation, cellular component: DSIF complex; nucleus.
AUGCGAAGCUUUAUCUUGGCGCUAGAUAUGUUCGAGUCCGAUCAUUUGGACAAGGAGGACGAAGAGGAGGAGUAUGAGGACUUGAACGGCGGAAAAUUCGAUUUCGUACCACGGCGGACCCACCGUCAGCGCCAAGAAGGCGAAAGUACUAUGUUCAAGCUACGCGCCUGCAUUUCAUGCCGUCUGAUAAUGAGCGAGGAUCAGUUUUUUGAGCGUGGCUGUGGCAACUGUGCCUUCCUUCAGAUGGAUGGAGAUCGGAGGCGCACUUUGGAUUGCACAAGUUCAAACUUUAGUGGACUCAUAUCCAUUAUGGACCCUCAAAAAUCGUGGGCUGCGCGUUUCAACAAUUUAGGCGAUGUUAUUCCUGGGUGUUACGCCAUUUCAGUAGUCGGUGAGCUACCUGAGUCGAUACACGACGAUGUGAGAAGGUAA